Oppiella nova is the source of this 778-nucleotide messenger RNA. The record is from the annotation of a GenBank genome assembly. NCBI's taxonomy places the organism in Eukaryota, Metazoa, Arthropoda, Arachnida, Sarcoptiformes, Oppiidae.
CCCGACUUCCCGAGUCUUAACAGCAAGGAAUUGGUGGCGAAGUUCGGGUUCCCUGUGCUCGCGCUGGUCGAGAAGGACGAGCACGACAGCAAUCUGUUGGUCACGAUUUUUAUAGACGAAGUGUUUUCUAAGAUUCAAGUGAAUAACCUUCAGAUCUCACUGCAAGAGCUCCUGGAGCUGACGAUGAGGAAGCGUCGGCCGUCUCUUAUCAAAGGAGUCAGUUAUAAGCUGGAGAAGCGCACCGAACCGGGCGUGUCCUUAGACCUGAAGCAAACUCUGGCCGAUUGUAAUUCGCUGGAGUUUGUGCUGACCCCAGACCAGCCCCCAGUGGAUUUCGGUGAGAGCCGAGCGGCCAAUCGGUUCGAGUUGGACAUGUCGGCGAUGGAGGCGCCGCUGUACCGGUCCUACAACGUGACGGCGAUCAACAAAUUGGGCCGAACCGCGGACGUGGAGAUGGGCAUCAGCGGCGAUAAGAUCGAGAUCACGCCUAUGCCUAACAAAGGCUUCUUUCAAUGGCAGCCAAAGGCCGCUACGGUUAACGACGAGGAUGUGGUGCUCUGCGAACUAUUGGCCCAUAAAUUGAAUACGGGUAAAUCGACGUUCAAAGUGGUCUAUUGGAAUGGGGAUGAGUACAAGCACUGGACGUUUGAGGCCGAAACCAGUAUCACGAAUGAGAUCCUAAAGAAACUGCAUUUUGUGAUGCAAAUGAAGACGAGUCUCAUUAGAAAUGAAUACUUCGCUCUCAAAGAGCAUAAAAGUCUUAAGAAAUAGUCCUUAA